Entrophospora sp. SA101 is the source of this 399-nucleotide messenger RNA. The record is from the annotation of a GenBank genome assembly. Lineage: Eukaryota; Fungi; Glomeromycota; Glomeromycetes; Entrophosporales; Entrophosporaceae.
AUGAAAGAUCCAAAUACCAAACAUUUUCAUACAAAUCUACCAUCAUUAACAUCAUCAUCUAAUGAAACAACAACAUGUUACAAGAAAAAUGGCUUAUCAUGGCAUGAUAAGAAUUAUUGUCCAGGUGCGUUGGUGAAAAAAAACCCUUUAUCACUUCAUCCACAUAUAGCAUUCGUGUCAGCAUUAAGAUUAGCUUGCAAAUUUUUACACGAUGUCUACUAUGGUAGCGGUAAGAGAUGGGCACAAAUCACAGGAUUUUCAGCAAAAGAAUUAAAUAUGUACGAAUGGUUUUUUUUCAAAAUGUUGGAUUAUAAUAUUACCGUUGAUAUGGAAACUUUUAUUAAUUGGUCAAAAUUCUUGCAUGAUAACAUUUGUGCAAUAUCAGACUCGACUACUUGA